UCUAUGGUUCUAAAGGUCUAUGGUCGCCGUUUAAAAGCGCGGAUCUUUCCCGCCCAAGCGCACUCGUCGCUAAACUUUAGGGGCAUAUGCCAUGCACUGAUCACUUAAAGUCUAACUAGUGGUGAUAUACGAAGUCCAGAAUACACUCAGUAAAAGAAACAAAAAUGGCCCAAAUGUACUUAGCUGUGACCGUCGUAGUGUUGUUGGCGAUCUCACACGGCGUCAGUGCGAAACGUGGGUGUUCUGCCUUUGGUCACUCAUGCUUCGGUGGCCACGGCAAGAGGUCGGGUGAUACUGCUGCCAUGGAUCAGUUAUCAAGUCAGGAGUUGAUGGUGCGCCACCAGUUGGGGCAGGAGGAGACGCCGCCCCACCCUGUGUACCCCCACUCUGGCUACAACGUGCUACCGUCAGGGGAUGACAUCAUCCCCAUCAGGGAUGGAGGUGAGGAUGACAGUGUAUACGACCACGAAGAGAGUGCGCGUGCCCGCGAGGUAAUGAAGAUGAAAUUCCGAAACAUCUUCAAACAUUGGAUGGACAACUACAGGCGGUCACAGCAAAACCCAGACGACGGUUACUACGUUGAAUCCCUAUAAAUUAUAUUAAACAUAUGACAUAUUACCAGUCUCUAACAAAUCUUUUAAACUACCUACACGACUACUAAAAAUAAACUUGAUUUUCAAAUAACAACUCUAAAUUGAUAAACAUAAAACAUAAUUUACAAUAAAUUAUAAAAAAUAUACAUUGUUUUGUGAUUAUUACAUAAACAUACAUAUAUAACUUACAAAAAAAUAUUUCAGAGAAGUAUAAAUUAUAAUAGAUUUUUUGUUAUAAAAUAUUUGAAAAUCAAGUUUAUUUAAAUAUAAAAUAUAAUAUUCCAUUAACGAUCGCGUUUAUCUUUUAUAGUAGAUACAUUAUAAUUAUAAUAUAAAAGAAUAUAUCUUGUCAAUUAAAUAAUAAUUUUCACGAAAAAAAAAUCAAUUAAAAUUGUUGAUUAUAUUGAAAAUACCUCUAUGAUCUAUUGCUGGAAAAAGGCUGGAAAAUAUCUUUAUUUUAAUCAUAAAAAAUAAUAAAAUAUAUAAUAAUAAACACUAAAAUAUCUUCUCUUUUCUUUAUAUAAUUUUUCUAAAUUUAAUUGUCAUGGUACCUGAAAAUAAUUUUCAAAUAAAACAAUCCUUGUUAUUUACUUCCUAAUAAUAAAUAUUAAAAAAAAAAAUGUUUCGGCUAGCAUAAGUUUACCAUCGAGAUCCGAUUAUAAAUAAUUAUUAACUUAUUAUAUUACAUAAUAAAUAUGUAGAAAUUGACUGUCUCUAUGAAAUAAGAAUGUUUUGUGUAUUUAUUAAAUGGUUAGAUACAUACUAUGUGGCAA
Molecule: messenger RNA, 1366 nt
Organism: Spodoptera frugiperda (fall armyworm)
Lineage: Eukaryota; Metazoa; Arthropoda; Insecta; Lepidoptera; Noctuidae
Gene: CCHa2
Product: neuropeptide CCHamide-2
Exons: 6
Coding region: 165-593 (142 amino acids)
Biological process (GO): neuropeptide signaling pathway
Molecular function (GO): neuropeptide hormone activity
Source: RefSeq, a predicted model, not a curated record